AUGGAUGAAGCCAAUCAUUGUGUGUCUGAGUUUGUGUUCCUGGGACUCUCCAAUUCAUGGGAGACUGAACUCCUGCUCUUCCUCCUUUCCUCUGUAUUCUAUGUGGCAAGCCUGAUGGGAAACCUCCUCAUUGUGCUAACUGUGACCACUGAUCCUCAUUUACAGUCCCCCAUGUACUUUCUGCUGGCCAACCUUUCCAUCAUCGACUUGAUAUUUUGUUCUUCUACAGCCCAGAUGAUUUACGAUCUUUUCAGGAAUCAUAAAGCCAUCUCUUUUGGGGGCUGUAUAGUUCAGAUCGUCUUUAUCCAUGCAGUUGGGGGCACUGAGAUGCUGCUGCUCAUCACCAUGUCCUUUGACAGGUAUGUGGUCAUCUGUAAGCCUCUCCACUACCUGACCAUCAUGAGUCCAAGAAGGUGCAUUUUACUUCUCAUUGUUUCCUGGAUUAUUGGCCUUAUUCUCUCUGUGACUCAGUUGACUUUUGUUAUUGACUUGCCUUUCUGUGGUCCCAAUGAAUUAGACAGUUUUUUUUGUGAUCUUCCUCGGUUUAUCAAGCUUGCCUGCAUAGAGACUUACACUUUGGGAUUCAUGGUUACUGCCAAUAGUGGCUUUGUUUCUGUGGCCUCCUUUUUAAUUCUGAUCAUCUCUUACAUGUUUAUUUUGGUGACUGUACAGAAAAUAUCUUUGGGCAGUAUAUCCAAGGCCCUGUCCACUCUGUCAGCUCACGUCACUGUGGUGGUCUUGCUCUUUGGGCCAUUAAUCUUUUUCUAUGUGUGGCCAUUUCCCACAGCACAUCUGGAUAAAUUCCUUGCCAUCUUUGAUGCAGUUAUCACUCCUUUUCUAAAUCCAGUCAUCUAUACUUUUAGGAAUUAAGAGAUGCAGGUGGCCAUGAAGAGACUAUGCACUCAAUUUGUGACUUAUAAUAAAAUCUUUUAA
Messenger RNA from Manis pentadactyla (Chinese pangolin), 933 nucleotides. RefSeq names its product olfactory receptor 4F6-like. The record is from RefSeq and is a predicted model, not a curated record. Gene Ontology annotation, molecular function: olfactory receptor activity; G protein-coupled receptor activity. Gene Ontology annotation, biological process: G protein-coupled receptor signaling pathway. Lineage: Eukaryota; Metazoa; Chordata; Mammalia; Pholidota; Manidae. Gene Ontology annotation, cellular component: membrane.